Molecule: messenger RNA, 4264 nt
Organism: Macadamia integrifolia
Lineage: Eukaryota; Viridiplantae; Streptophyta; Magnoliopsida; Proteales; Proteaceae
Product: ABC transporter B family member 15-like
Exons: 7
Coding region: 1-3783 (1260 amino acids)
Biological process (GO): transmembrane transport
Cellular component (GO): membrane
Molecular function (GO): ABC-type transporter activity; ATP binding; ATP hydrolysis activity
Source: RefSeq, a predicted model, not a curated record
AUGGUAGCUGAGAUGGGCGAUAAGGUAGGGCGUGUAGGAACCAAGACAAACAGUAGCAGUAAGAGUAAGAUCAACUCCAUUCUUACCAUCUUCCAGCACGCCGACGGUAAAGAUAAAUGGUUGAUGUUCCUAGGCUUCAUCGGUGCCGUCGGUGAUGGGUUCUCUAUGCCUGCCUUAUUCUACGUGAAUGGGACCGCCUUCAACAAUUUCGGUGGUACCCCUUCCACUAAUUCGCAAGACUAUGCUAGCAAAACCAACCAGAUGGCCUUGUAUUUACUGUACGUGGCUUGUGGAUCUUUGGUUGCUUCUUUCAUGGAGGGAUAUUGCUGGACAAGAACAGGGGAGAGACAAGCCACGAGGAUGAGAGAAAGGUAUCUAAAAGCUGUCUUAAGGCAAGACAUUGGUUACUUUGACCUACAAGUGUUCAGCUCCACCCAAGUGAUCACCAGUGUCUCCUAUGACACCCUACUCAUUCAAGACUUUAUCAGUGAGAAGUUGCCCAACUUCAUAAUGAACUUGAUGACCUUUGUUGGGAGCUACGUGAUGGCGUUUGUGUUGAUGUGGAGGCUAGCCCUGGUAGUCCUUCCAUUUAUAGUGCUUGCUAUAGCUCCAGGGUUGAUAUGUGGGAGGAUUCUCAUGGGUAUGGCAAAGAAGGUUGGGGAGGAGUAUGAUAAGGCCGGUAGAAUAGUGGAGCAGACUGUAUCGUCUAUUAGGAUGGUUUACUCUUUUGUUGGAGAAAGCAGGAUCAUGGCGGAGUUCUCGGCGGCACUGCAAGGGUGCGUAAGGCUUGGGUUGAAGGAGGGUUUGGUAAAGGGAAUGGCUAUUGGAAGCACUAACAUUGUCAUCUCUGUUUGGUCUUUCAUGUUUUGGUUUGGAAGCAAGUUAGUGAUGUACCAUGGUGGGCGAGGAGGAACCAUAUUCGCUGUUGGAACCUGCAUCACCUUUGGUGGCAUGUCAUUGGGAAGUGGGUUUAUGAACUUGAAGUACUUCUCUGAAGCUUGUGCGGCUGGAGAUCGUAUAAUGCAAAUAGUAACGAGGGUACCCAAAAUAGAUUCAGAAAACACUGAAGGCGAGACUCUACAAAGCAUUUCGGGAGAGAUUGAGUUUAAACACAUAGAAUUCGCAUACCCAUCCAGACCAGAGAAUGUAAUUCUCAGAGAUUUCUCUCUGAGAGUACCAGCAGGAAGUAAGGUUGCUUUAGUUGGAGGAAGUGGUUCUGGAAAGUCUACAAUUAUCUCUUUGUUGCAGAGAUUUUAUGACCCACUUGGUGGAGAGAUACUUCUUGAUGGGUUCAACAUUGUUAAGCUUCAGCUCAAAUGGCUUCGAGCUCAAAUGGGUUUAGUGAGCCAAGAACCAGCUUUAUUUAAUACCUCCAUUAAAGAAAACAUGCUCUUUGGCAAAGAGGGCGCCACCAUGGAUGAGGUAGUUGCAGCAGCAAAAUCUGCAAAUGCUCACAGCUUCAUUUCUCAACUACCACAGGGAUAUGAUACACAGGUUGGUGAAGGAGGCAUUCAAUUAUCAGGAGGACAGAAACAGAGGAUAGCAAUUGCAAGAGCGGUGAUUAGAGCCCCAAAGAUCCUUCUAUUAGAUGAGGCGACAAGUGCAUUAGACUCAGAAUCAGAGAGAAUUGUUCAAGAAGCACUUGACAAGGCUGUGGUGGGCCGAACAACGAUUGUUAUCGCACACCGUCUUUCGACAAUUCACAAUGCUGAGACGAUCGCUGUAGUACAGAAUGGGCACAUCAUGGAAUCAGGAUCACAUUUAGAGCUGAUUCAAUGUGAGAAUGGAUUGUACACUUCAUUAGUUAGACACCAACAACAAACAGAGGAGAAAACCAAAGAGGAGCAGAGCCCAUUGACAUUCCCAUCAUCAUUUCCCCCAUCAAAACCUGAUAAUGUCAAUGUCACAAAGUGCAAGCUCUCUUCAGAAAGAAGAUCCAACUCUGCAAACUCAACAGAAGCAUCACAUCAAGUAUCACAUAGGAGAGAAGGAAAUGACAUACAAGAAUUGCAUGUGCCCUCGUUUCGAAGAUUAUUGGUUCUUAAUCUUCCUGAGUGGAAACAAGCAAUCUUGGGAUGUGUAAGCGCAGCGUUGGUGGGGGCAGUGCAGCCCCUGCUCACAAUCAUAAUGGUUAGUAUGGUAUCUGUCUAUUUCUUGCCUACUCAUGAGGAGAUUAAGUCGAAGACAAGGAUGUACUCGUUCUUAUUCCUUGGCUUGACUCUAUUCUCAUUUGCCAUACACAUAUGCGAACACUACUACUUCGCUGUGAUGGGUGAAUCCCUAACAAGGAGGAUCAGAGAAAGAAUGUUGUCUAAAGUUCUUAGUUUUGAAGUGGGGUGGUUCGAUCAAGAUAGCAACUCUACAGGGGCAGUUUGUUCUAGACUUGCCAAGGAUGCCAAUAUGGUCAGAUCACUUGUUGGGGAUCGAAUGGCUCUUCUCAUACAAACCUUCUCAGCAGUAACCAUUGCAUGCACCAUUGGUACAGUCAUUGCCUGGAGGCUUGCGAUUGUAAUUAUGGCCAGUCAACCUCUUUUCAUCCUCUGCAACUACUUCCAACUGGUUUUGCUCAAGAAAAUGUCAAAUAAAGCUAUCAAGGCCCAAGCAGAAAGUAGCAAACUUGCAGCAGAUGCAGCCUCUAACAUCCGAACAGUCACUGUUUUCUCUUCCCAAGCUCGAGUACUUGACAUGCUAGCCAAAGCCCAAGAAGGUCCACGAAGAGAUGGUAUUUUCCAAGCAUGGCUUGCAGGCGUUGUCCUUGGCACCUGCCAAGGCCUCAUGUACUGCACUAGAGCCUUCCAGUAUUGGUAUGGUGGGAAGCUCAUCUCUGAGGGCCACAUUACAGGUAAGGCCUUCCUUGAAGCUUUCUUUACCUUAAUUAUCACCGGCCGUAUCAUCGUUGAUGCUGGCAUCAUGACCACUGACUUGGCUAGAGGUGGGGAUGCCAUUCGUUCUGUCUUUUCCAUACUUGAUCGGAACACUUGGAUUGAACCCGAUUUCCCGAAAGGCUACCAGCCUGAAAGGUUGAUCGGUCAGGUAGAGCUGCGAGACGUUCACUUUUCAUAUCCAGCAAGACCCAAUGUGGCCAUCUUCAGAGGGUUCUCGCUUAGCAUUGAAGCUAGAAGAUCAACGGCAUUGGUGGGCCAAAGUGGUUCAGGGAAGUCAACCAUCAUUGGCCUGAUAGAGAGAUUCUAUGAUGCAUCAAAAGGAACAGUAGAGAUUGAUGGAAUGGAUAUAAAGGUGUAUCAUCUCCGGUCACUGAGGAGACACAUUGGUCUGGUGAGCCAAGAACCAACAUUAUUUUCCGGGACAAUCAGAGAUAAUAUAGCCUACGGUGCGUUUGAUGGAUGUAAGGUUGAUGAGGUAGAAAUUAUAAAAGCAGCAAGGGCAGCGAACGCUCAUGAUUUCAUCACGGCACUCAACGAUGGAUACAAUACAUGGUGUGGAGAUAGAGGAGUGCAGUUAUCUGGAGGGCAGAAGCAGCGGAUUGCGAUAUCCCGAGCCAUACUAAAAAAUCCAGCAGUGCUGUUGUUGGAUGAAGCGACGAGCGCAUUAGACAGCGUGUCAGAGAAGGUUGUGCAGGAAGCAUUAGAGCGAGUGAUGGUGGGGAGGACGAGCAUUGUGGUGGCACAUCGGUUGAGUACCAUACAGAACUGCGAUGAGAUUGUGGUUUUGGAAGGAGGGAAGGUGGUAGAGAAAGGGACCCACUCAGCUCUUUUGGCUGAGGGACCCACUGGUGUUUACUGCUCCCUUGUUAAGCUCCAAAAGACUCCCAGUGCACACUGAGGAGAGAGUGUGGAGUGUUAAAGCCCCUCCUAUCAGGAGUGCUUGGCCUGGUUCUGACCUCCACCCCUCUUGGAAGGGAGAAUGGCUCAUAGAUAAUAAGAACAGAGAUGGAGUUCAAAAGCUUAAUCUAUGGAUCAAGGCACUGUCAUGGCGCCAUCACUACCACGCUUGCAUGCAGCAAGUACCCAUGAAUCAUAAAGGCUGCGCGAUGCCAAACUAGCUUGCUCUAAAUACAGUUUUUCUAAAUUUGUUCUGAGAAAUAGCAAAACACAGCGAACUAAACUAAGCGAAUCUUUGCCAUAAUAAUGGAUUUCAAACCUUUCACUAGAUAUGUGAAUUGAAAAGAAGAUAAAAUAACCCAUAAAUUACACUUACACUAACAAAAUGUAGCCAAGAUUGUAGGAGAAGCACAAGGUAUUGCAUGCAAAUAUAUUCUGGCAACAUUCAAACUACAGAACUGAAACCAUAACAACAAAAAUAA